AAGAAGACAGCUUUGGAAAUUGAUGCCCAACCCACAAUAGAGGCUUCCUAUUUCAGUUGGAAGCGAAAUGAUUUACUAAAACAAUUGCAUUGCAGAUUCAGUUGGUUAAUUGUUAGAUAUGGAGCUACACACUUCCCACUGCGCUGCCCUUGUCCUUGUUUUGGUCAUCUGCAAUCGAAUCUAUGAGGCACAAGCGACAGAGACAAAAGAUACAGAGGCCAUACUUGAUGGCAUCAUUACAAUCAACAAAGAAAAUGGGAUUCUCAUGAAACCGGAUUCAACUGGCGACGAUGGCGGUGUAUUUGAGGGAGAUAUUCUGUUGCAUAGGCGAACAAAAGAUAUAGUGUUUCGAGGCCAAAGACCUCUCGGGUUCGGUGCUACGGGAUUUGUUGAGGAUCUGUGGCCAAACCGCACAGUAUAUUACACAGUCGCGGACGAAAUCAUGAAAGAAGAAGGUGGGCAAACCCUAUCAGCAAUCAAGGCUGCAAUUAACGAUAUCAAUACGAAGACCUGCAUCCAAAUAAAGCCUCGAACAACUGAACCUAGCUACGUACACUUUUUAAAAGGUGGAGGGUGUUGGUCAUUAAUUGGUCGUGUUGGUGGAAAACAGCAAAUUUCAGUUGGAUCCGGAUGCGGACACAAAGGUGUUGUCAUUCAUGAGUUGAUGCAUGCAAUUGGGUUUUGGCAUGAACAGAGUCGACCAGAUCGUGAUAAAUACGUAAAAGUCAUAUACGAGAAUGUUUUGGAUGGAUAUUCAAGUCAGUUUAAAAAAUAUGACAAAGGAGAAAUAGACUCUCUUGGUUCUCCAUAUGACUACAAUUCUGUGAUGCAUUAUGGCCCCAGAGCUUUUUCAAAGAAUGGACGUGAUACGAUUGAACUUGUCAAUGCUACCUUUCCAGUGAAGUUAGGCCAGCGAAGUGGACUUAGUGAUACAGACAUCAAGCAGAUCGCAUUGCUCUACAAGUGCAAAGAAGAUCCCAUUGAUGGAAAGUAUGGUGCUUGGUCUGAAUGGCUUCCUUGUGACGUUUCGUGUGGUGGGGGAAUACAGAUUAGGUCACGUUCUUGCAACAACCCUGCGCCAAAAUCUGGUGGCAAGUACUGCGAAGGCGUAGCAGUGGAGAGUCGUGAAUGCAACAAAUUUGCAUGUACCGCUAGCUGUGAUUUCGAAAGUGGCCUUUGCACGUGGUCAAACCUUAAUGAUGACAAUUUCGAUUGGCAAAGAACGAAAGGAAGAACACCAUCGCCCUACACGGGACCUCCCUUUGAUCACACAAAAGGAAAUGAAAACGGGUUUUAUCUGUUCGUUGAAUCCAGCUCACCUAGAAGUGAAGGCGAUAUCGCGAAAAUCUCGUCCCCAGCUCUCCAAGGUAGCCAGAGGCCGCGGUGUUUUGCGUUCUGGUACUGCAUGCAUGGCAAUACAAUUGGAUCAAUCGCCGUGCAACUGGAAGUUGAGGGUAUCAGAACUACUGUCUGGUCUCUUUUCGGUGAUCAGGGAAACUCAUGGUUCCUUGGGACGCUUCCAUUGCCAGUCUUUAGCGGAACGUAUAAGGUUAUUAUUUCUGGUACAAUCGGCAAAGACUUUCGUAGUGAUGCAGCCAUCGAUGAUAUCGUAAUCUCUGAUAAUGCUUGCUUGGUUUUUCCACCAGUAGCAGCCAAACCACCAACCACCAAUGCACCAGUUGUGACGACGUCUUCUGCGCCAAAAACCUCACCAUCUACAGAGAAAACAACCACUACAAAAAAGUUGAUCGUCACUCCGCCAAUGCCUCCAACCAGAAAAACCAAUUUACCACUACCAAAAUCCGAAAUACCGCCUCUACCAAUUACCACUACUGUUCCACCAGUUACCAAGGAAAAUGUAACUACAAACCCCCCACCUCCGCCAAAAACUACAAUAGUUCCUCCUCCUCCGCCAAAAACUACAAUAGUUCCUCCUCCUCCGCAAACAACUACAAAGGAGCAAACAACCAAACCUCCAACAACAACAACUACUGCUCCUCCACAAACAACUACUGCGGCCAAAACAACAAAACCUCCAACAACAACAACCACUGCUCCUCCGCAGACAACUACUGCGGCUAAAACAACCCAACCUCCAACAACAGCAACAACAACAACAACAACAACAACUGCACCUCCACCGCAAACAACUACAGAGGCCCAAACAACAUAUCCUCCGCCACCAACUACAAUAAAAAAGCCAACUACUAGUACUGAGCCACCGACUACAGGAUCUCCCACCACCCUUCCUCAUGAUGAUCAUUUCUGUGACUUUGAGUCAAAAUGUGCAGCUUGGAAACCAAUGGACACCAAAAUAAAAUGGCGACGGGGCUCAGGGAAUACGCCAACUCCACAAACCGGUCCCUACGUUGACCAUACCAUCGGAGACCGAAGAGGUCAUUACAUUUAUAUGGAGUCAAGUUCGCCUGGCACACAAGGAGAUAUUGUGCGACUUAUCAGCAAGAAUUUCGAAGCUAGUGAAUACUCUUGCUUAUCUUUCUACUAUUUCAUGUUUGGAAACACGAUGGGUGAGCUAAAUGUUUACCAAAGGAAUAGUGUUGAUGAAAAUGAUGUGCUGCUAUGGUCAUUAGGAGGUAACCAAGGGCAAGGAUGGAAGCCAGCAAAAGUUCCACUCCCUGGAAAAAGUUUCCCAUUUCAGAUAAUCAUUGAAGGGGUGAUUGGCCGAAGUUAUUUCAGUGACAUUGCUAUCGAUGACAUGUCGUUGAGUAUUGCGAACUGUGACACGGUACCAUCUGGUGCCAAAAUAACGGUUGUCACUACCGCUUUGCCAACAACUGUUCCAACGACCACAAUGGCAACAACAACAACACAACCAAUACCAAAAGCUCAUUACUCCUGUGAUUUUGAAUCUGAAUGCAUCUUUUGGAAGAAUGUGAAAGGGAAGUUGGAAUGGCGAAAACGAUCUCGUGGAACCCCUACUAUUUUAACAGGUCCCAGAUUUGAUCACACAUAUAAAAGUGGAAAAGGGCAUUACCUCUAUUUGGAGGCGAGCUGGCCAGCAAGACGAGGCGACACUGCGCGUCUGCAGAGCGUUCCAUUCAAAGCAAGCGAAAUUUCCUGUCUGACAUUCUAUUAUCACAUGUAUGGUCGAACGAUGGGAACAUUGAAUGUUUUUACCAGGGCUGCGGGAGAAAGAUCAAAGACAUUGUUAUGGACACUAAAAGGAAAUCAAGGCCAGAAUUGGAUGGAGGCUAAAGUAUCCUUGCAGGACGUCAACCUGUAUAACUUUGUGAUUGUGAUUGAGGGGGUUGUUGACCGUGGAAUUCAGAGUGACAUGGCUAUUGAUGACAUUGUGAUGGCCAGCGAUAAAUGCAGCACGUACCCCCCUGAGGCUGCAGUUCAGUUAAAGACAACCCCAAGACCAACGACGGUACCAACCACUACCAAACCAGAAGGCAAAGGCAUCAAGAUUGAAGUAGUGUCUGAAGGCUGCGAAGAUCCGGUCGUACGAAAGCGGGCAGAAGAGAGAAGAAGAAAACCAAGAUAUGCCAUGCCGCAGUUCAGUGACUUCAACGAUCAUGAUUAUCAUGGUAAUGAGGAUGAUGAGGAUGAUGAGGAUGAUGGCGACGAGUCUGAAGGGGAAAACGAAGAAGAAGAACAAUCGGGCUCUGUUGACGCCACCAAUCCUUCAAGGGAAGUUUUUGGCGGCUGGUUCACACGAUUGGGGAGACGAAUAGGGAGACCGGGUCCAGGGCCGAAAAGAAACAAACCCAAUAGAGAAAAGAAACCGAAAUCAAAAGGAGGUAGAAGGCCAAACAGAGGUAAGAAGCCAAAAAAAGUCAAAAAGCCAAAAGGAGGCAAAAAGCCAAACAGAGGAAAGAAGUCAAAAAAAGUCAAAAAGCCAAAAGAAGGCAAAAAGCCAAAAGGAGGCAAAAAGGCAGAGCUGAGGCAUUCUUGUUGGCUUGCCAGAGCUUCGAUAAAGGUGAAUGGAAAAGAAUUCUCCCUAGAGAAAAAUGGCCACAACAUAGUGGCUAUUCACGCAGCUACCGGUUUGCCAUACAGGAAAAAGUCUUUCGCAACCCAUGCCAACAUUAACGCCGGCAAGCAAAUGGCGAAGUUUAUCAAUGGCUUGUACAAAGACACCAUUGUUGUCAUUGCCACUCAGAACACUGCGCAUAGCACAUAUUACGGAGGCGAUGCCCUACUAAAUAUCGGUGCGGUUUAUCCACUUUUUCCUAUGUACCGUGGCUCUUGGGCUCUUGUCGGCUACAAGGGGGAUCGCCAAGUCGAUUGGAUCAAACAAGACUCGAAAACCAAAGGUGCAGGACCAGCGAAACUUUCAGUGGAAAUUCAGCCCACCAAAGAAGAGAAAAAGGCCGUUGGAGGACUCCUCCUCGUUAACAGAAUUUAUUUCCCUGGGGACAAGUACCUCCCAGUUGAUGCUUCAAACAACAAGGAGCUGAAUUUUGGAUUUGCUGAUUUCACAAUUUCAUUUUGGAUAAAGACACGGCAUGAGGGCACAAUUAUUGCCAAAGUAGGUACAAUCUUUGAUGGUUAUGAUGAAUACAUGAAAAUCAUAUACAUUGAAGAUGGGGUGAUCAAAGUGCAGUUGGGUAAACAUAAACAGUCAAGUAAAAUCAGAGUGAACGACAACAAAUGGCAUCAUGCAGCGCUUUCGGUCAAGGCUUUCACAGUCCCAAACAGGGCAACAUUAUUCAUAGAUGGCGUGAAUGAUUCUGAUUUGAUUUUUUCGGCUGUUAAUGACUUCGAUGAUUACGAUGUUCGCAUUGGCUACGGAGCGAGAUUCUUCCCCGCGAAAUCAAUUUUCCAAGGCGAGAUGAAUGACGUUGUUUAUUACAAAGCUGCCCUGACUAAAGAUGAUAUCCGAAAGAUAAUUAAAUCAGGACGCCCGACAUCAGGAGCUGCAUUUUCAGCUCCAGAGCCACAAGUUGUUCUACAUCCUAUCCCCAAAUAAAAUUUUCCAAGGCAAGAAGACAGAAGACUUUUUUUAUUAGGGUUUUCGUCAUCUGUUUUUAUAAUGAGUCUAUAAUCACUGUUUACCAAGUGAAUUUGUAUUAGCUUCCAGUGUCAGCUUUCAUCUGUUUCAAAUUUUUAAA
This is a messenger RNA of Rhopilema esculentum, 5078 nucleotides long. RefSeq lists its product as uncharacterized. Gene Ontology annotation, molecular function: metalloendopeptidase activity; zinc ion binding. Lineage: Eukaryota; Metazoa; Cnidaria; Scyphozoa; Rhizostomeae; Rhizostomatidae. Gene Ontology annotation, cellular component: membrane. Gene Ontology annotation, biological process: proteolysis. The record is from RefSeq and is a predicted model, not a curated record.